UGGUCGGUUCCAGAGAGGGUUGAGUUUUUUUCAGUUUGUGGAAGACUGGGGCGGCCUGGAGGACGAUCCUGCUGUGUAUUUACAGAGGGUGUGUGUGUGUGUGUCUUAUCUGUGGGGCUUUUUGUGUCUUUGACGUUGUUGAAUUAAUUGUGUGUACUCUCACAACAACAGAUGCAAAGGAGAUACACAAGCUCACCUGGGUGUAAACGGUCAUUUACCUGAACAAAUGCAGGUACGUGACCCAGCUGUCCACACAACCUGACACUCAUCCUGCCUCCUGGACCUGAAGAGGAGUGAAAGUACAAGUAUGGGGUUUUUAAAGGGAUGAAUGAAUGCAGUGAAUAAGGUGGAACAAUGAGUGAAGGACUCAUAAGUGAUGACCAGUCCAGAGGACUUCAGUCAUCCUCUGGAGCCUCCACUGAGGACCAGUGUGCAGACACUCCAUACCAACCAAAGUUCAGCUCAGGCCCUGCAUUCCUCAAUCUGUCUCGCUGUUCCGCCUGCUACCGGCGGACGAAUCAGUGGGUGGACCAUGGCGAGUCUAGCUCUUCAGCCGAAGACUCUGGACCCGAGGAGGACUUGGAGUCAGAGGCAGAGUCUAGCUCCAGCAGCAGCUGCUCUCCGAAGGCUUUAUCAGAAAUACUUGAGGAGCCUGAAUCAGAGAAGUCCUUUCCGGGCGCUGGAGAUGCUGCUGAACCUGAAUCUGGAGAAAGAGAUGGUGACGGACCAGAGGAGAAGGGAGAGACAUUGGAGAGCGAGGAAGAUAAGAGCAGGACAAAGGGGAUGACUCGAAGAGCCCCACUUGUCAAGUCUUUCUCCCUUCCCGCCACCCUUACUCCUCACCUCAUCCCUCUGUCCCUCCUGCCCCGCCCUCAUAGAGUUGUCUCCACCCUAAACCUAGAAGUGUUAUCCCAGAAUGAUGAUGAGGCCUUCUACAUCAUCAAACAACAUCUGUCUGAGGGAGAGGAGAAGAAAAAGGAGAUAAAUACUAGAGGAGGAAACAAUCUGAUGCCUCCACAGAUUGGAUUACCGUGGCAACAUAGGUCACUCCCAACAUUACAGCAACACCAGCUGUCAUACCAGUACCAACAACAACCACACCAGCAGUCAUACCAGUACCAACAACAACCACACCAGCUAUUGCAUCAACACCAACACCAACAACAACCACACCAGCAAUCAUACCAGUACCAACAACAACCACACCAGCAGUCAUACCAGUACCAACAACAACCACACCAGCAGUCAUACCAGUACCAACAACAACCACACCAGCUACAACAACCUCAACGCUUUCCCCCUCUCUCAGCUCAGGAUCAAAGGUUACCACCACCCCUACACACACUUCCUGUGUUACACCCCUCAGCACACCACGCACCCCUGCAGGUCCCAAUUUCACCCCAGACACAUCUGCAUGCACUCACUCCACAAACAUGCUGGUACUGUUACAGUAUGAACUUUCCCUACUCUCCAUAAUUAAGCUGUUACAGUGGUGAACAGAUACCCAGAUAAUAAGAUUUACACAGCUCCAGUGUUUUAUGUUUAUGUUUUAUGUUAGCCUUUAAGUAUGUGAAAGAUACAAUAAAAAGAUCUAAAAAUGA
Messenger RNA from Dicentrarchus labrax (European seabass), 1601 nucleotides. RefSeq lists its product as uncharacterized. The transcript is spliced from 4 exons. The record is from RefSeq and is a predicted model, not a curated record. Bases 355 to 1476 code for a protein of 373 amino acids. Lineage: Eukaryota; Metazoa; Chordata; Actinopteri; Moronidae.